Molecule: messenger RNA, 2136 nt
Organism: Oikopleura dioica
Lineage: Eukaryota; Metazoa; Chordata; Appendicularia; Copelata; Oikopleuridae
Source: the annotation of a GenBank genome assembly
AUGAUCUGUCGGCAUCUUAAUCGUUUCGGUCUCAGGCAAUCUUCUCAACUCCCGAAAAUUGCUCAAAACACGGAGCUUGAUAAGACCGCAAUGCUGGAAAAUAAGAGCUGGCAAACUUUCUACACGGCGGAUCGAGACUUUGUAAAUAUCGCCAAACGUUCUUUAUCUGCCCGUUAUUAUGGCUCAAAAGGAUUGAAGCUCAUCAUCUCCUAUUUUGCUGCUAAAAGUUGUCUAUUCAUGGCUACGGAACUUCCUCUUUUCAUGAUUCAAAUGCGAGAAAUCGAGUCUUUCUUCCUCAUGAGCGCAGCUUUCGGGCUGUUUCACCUUUAUUUAUACACUGGGAGGAACCCAAUUACGAAAAUGCAAAUAAACGAAAGACUAGAUAAACUUCGCGUGGAGCGACUCAUAUCAGCAGAAACUUCUGAAGUGAAAGAAAUUUCGAGGAAAUCCGUUGUUCCAGUUGAAUUCGAUCAAAUCCAGGCGAUGCAGCCGCUGAUUAUCAGAGAGGGUUCAUCAGAAGAGCUUCUUGGUCAUUUUCCCGUGACGAAGGAAGUAUCUGUCGGAAAUACAGUCGCCUUUGAGCUUGUCUUUGGACCGAGUUGCUACAAUACGUUCCAAUUUUUCCAGCGUGGAGAACGAAUCGGCCUCGAAAGCCUCUUCGAAAAACGAAAUAAGUUAUUGAUGAACAAGUUCAAAAAAGAGCAAGCGAUGCUGAAAAUCAAAGGCGGCUCUAGUGGAUACAUAACGAAAAUAGAUAGAAUGAACAAAAUGGAAGAUAUUCAACGAACUCGGGAACAAAUCACCGGCCCUUUGCUUAUCAAACCGAACUACUCAUCAGACAAUUUCACUGAAAGCAAAGUCGAUUCAAAUGUCUUCAAGAUUCUUUCUCAAAUUUACUCCGCUUCUGAAUCAAUCAUUCCACUAGAAGAUACCCGCGUUCUUCUCCCUUCUUCAAAGUCUACUUCUACCCAGACGGAUGAAAUUUUUACUGAUUGCAAGUCGCUAGCUGAUGAAUACAACGCUAUCUUUCUCAAUGCUGAUCUUGCUGAAAACAACGAUGAAGAACUGUUCGUCAAUAAAGGAGAACAUCCACGCUACAACUCGACUUGCCUUGGUGGCACUUUCGAUCGACUUCAUGUUGCCCACAAGAUUCUUAUCUCCGAAGCUCUUCUUCUCGCAAGGCAAAGAAUCGUCAUUGGUAUUGCUUCAGGUCCGUUGUUGGAGAAAAAGCUGCUGAAGGAACUCAUCGAGCCAAUUGAUAAACGCGUCGACGCGGUGAAACUCUUCAUUGACUCUGUUCAAAGUCAUCUCGAAACAGUCGAAGUUGUCGGAAUCACUGAUCCUGUUGGACCAGCGGGAACUGAUGCUGAUCUUGAGUGUAUUGUUGUGUCCGAAGAAGUCAUCGGCGCGAUCCCAUCAAUAAACAGCGGAAGGAACAAACUGGGGCUCAAGGAUCUAUCUUUUCAUGUUCACAAUGACGGGAAGAUGCUUGAAUCUGGACAUAAAGACAGUGUUGACCAGAUAACAGGAGACGUUUCUUCCUCUGCCGGCCGUGCAAAGCUUCUUGGAACUCUACGAUUUCCUCCAAAUAUCCCAUACUCUUCAGAUGCGCCUUACAUUAUCGGCUUGACUGGUCCUAUCGCUUCUGGAAAAACAUCUGUAGCGAAGAGGUUAGAAAAGCUUGGGGCUUUUCGAUUAGAUGCUGACAAACUCGGGCACUUGGCGUACGUCCCAGAGACUUCUGAGCAUCGAGAAGGACCCGCUUACAAGCCCGUACUUGAUCAUUUUGGCCGCGAUAUAUUAUGCGAUGACAGCACUUUCAUCGACCGCAAGAAGCUCGGUGCCAAGGUCUUUGGCAAUCCCGAGGAGCGAAAGAAGUUGGAACAGCUCGUCUGGCCAGCGAUACAAGAACUCGCCGUGGAGAGUAUCCAAAAAGCUUUUGCUUCUGGAUCGAAAGUAAUUGUCUUAGAAGCUGCCGUCCUAUUAGAAGCAGGUUGGGAUUCAUUUGUAAACGAGGUCUGGUCGACAUAUGUCCCGGUGGAAGAGUCUGUGGCAAGAUGUGUUGAGCGCGAUGGGAAGAGCGAAGAAGCUGCGAGGAAAAUCAUUUCCGCACAAGUGUGGGGAUCGUUAUCGUAG